UCUUUAUAGCGGCGUGUUGCAACGUACUGCAGCAGCUGCCAACUUGUUGAAGAACAUCCAUAUGAAGGAUACGCCGCGUGUUCGUCCUUUCCCUGUGCUGUGUCGUGUUGUGUUCGAAUUCGAUUUAAAAAACAAUUGCUUGGACUGCAAUAAAUAAAUACAAAAUCACAAUAAACAUUAAUAAAUACAAAUAUGCUACAAUACAUCGCUAUCAGCUGUGCGUUACUGGCACUUUUAUGCCAACAGCCAACAUCUGCUGCAAUUCACAGACGCAGUGGAGCCAAAGCAGCCAAUGCACUUGCCACCGAGCCCGAAGUCGAAAGCGCUGAGGUUGAAACGCCCAACACAGAGGAUACGAAUCCAGCGGCGAGUCUGGAGAACACCGACCUGCUGGAUAAACUCAGUUGGAAGUGCGCUAACAACGCCAGUUGCUUGGCCGGCGUUGCUAAUGGUAUUGCGGCAUCCUACCGACGAGGCGAGACCAUCAAGUUGGGGCUCUUCGAUUUAGUCAAGCUGCCGGCACUGGACGAGGCGCACAAGCAUAAAUGGGGCACCGGCCGCGGACUCUCCAGCUUUAUGGACUUUGUCAGUGGCAACGCCAUCCGAGUGCCCGUUGGCCCAAUGGUGUUUAGCGUGCAGCGUGCUGAAGAUGAUAGCGAUUACAUUGAAGUGGCGCUGCUGAAGAAGGCAUCGAGUGGCACAGGACGCCUUCAGGGUAACGGCGGCGGCGGUGGCGGACUCCUUGGAGGCGGUGGCGGCGGCGGCGGAGGUCUGCUGGGCGGAGGCGGUGAUAAUGGCGGUGGAGGAUUAUUGGGCGGGCGUCGACGUCACCAGAAAGAGGAUAAGAAGCAGUUCCAAAUGUACAUACCCAUGUAUUUGGCAGCCACAACCUUUGGCUGGACAAUGGUGGCUGCCAAGGCUGUUGGCUUGUUGACGCUAAAAGCUCUCAUUCUAUCGAAAAUAGCCUUUGUAGUAGCUGCCAUAGUGCUAAUCAAGAAACUAAUGGACAACGCUAGUGAAAAAAUGAUGUACCAAUUUCCGGAGCACUCUCCCUAUAUGAUGCCCUAUGGCAUGGACUAUCCCAUGCAUGCAGCCGAACUAUCGCCGGAAAUGUAUCCGGGCGCAUUGCAUCAACUCGCCGUGGCGGGCGGUGGUCAGGUGCCGCAUUCGGGCCAUCCGGGCGUGGAGAGCAUAACCGCUGAGAGCCAUUUGCACUCGCAGGUAUCGGGAGAUGGCAACAACAACACCAACGUAAUGGCCGCUCUUGGGGGCAUUGGCGGGUUGAGUCACAAAAUUAAACGUGAGGAUUCGUGGAUAGCAAAGACCACCCCGGCUCGACGACCUUUCAUCUAUAAUUAUGUGCAACCGCAGAUGCCCUUCUACCGCUCCUAAAUCAAAAAAAAGAUGAAAACCAAUAGAACUCAAAUGAAGCUUAGCCAAUUUGUGCAGCUUUGGCCCCAACCGCUACCAAAGACCGCUGAGAGGACAGGAGGAGGUGAGGUUAUGCUGCCAUAUGACCAUCUGAUGUGACGCACGCGUCUGGCAAACGAGGAAUGCUUUGAGCUGCUUAUAAACAUAAUUAACUUAUUUAUUUAUAAUAUUUAUUGAUUUGUUGAUAGUUUAGAAUAACCUGAUACACACAUUUAGUAUAGAUUUUCCGAAUAAUUAGCAAUGAAAUGCUACAAAAAUUACAAAAAAAAAAUUAAAUAAAGAAGUGAGCAAAAUAUGGCUCAACAUUGUA
Molecule: messenger RNA, 1741 nt
Organism: Drosophila nasuta
Lineage: Eukaryota; Metazoa; Arthropoda; Insecta; Diptera; Drosophilidae
Gene: Osi4
Product: Osiris 4
Exons: 4
Coding region: 193-1392 (399 amino acids)
Cellular component (GO): membrane
Source: RefSeq, a predicted model, not a curated record